CAGCGCCGGCGCAUGUCAAAAUGCUUAAAUCUCAAUGUAAAUUACAGUCGAUUGUAUUGCAUUUGUAAUGGAUUUGUGACAUUCACGUGAUUCAGUGGUAGUAUGUAUUAAUUCAAUAAUAAUAAUAGCGGAUGUAAGAUUGUGUGUAGAAGCAUCAGUUUCAACAGCACUAAGGAGUGAUACAGCAUCUUCAGUGUACAACAUCCAACCAUCAGAGCAACAUGGCGGACAAAAGUGAUCUAAAAGCUGAACUGGAGCGCAAAAAACAAAGAUUAGCUCAAAUCAGGGAGGAGAAAAAGAGAAAGGAGGAAGAAAGAAAGAAAAAAGAGUCAGAAACACACCAGAAGACAGAGGCUGUUACUGAGGAUUCAGAUUUGGACCGUAAGCGCAGAGAGACUGAGGCCCUCCUUCAGAGUAUUGGAAUCUCCCCUGAGCCACCAUUAGUUCCAACACAGAUGUCCCCUUCAAUAUCCAUGAGCACACCGAGUGAGACGGGGAGUCAGGACUCUGUGGAGGGGGCCACUGUAGGCAGGACCCUGCAGUGGGACACUGACCCCUCUGUUCUCCAGCUGCAGGCCGAUUCCGAGCUCGGGCGCAAAAUGCAUAAGUUGGGGCCAUCAAAGAUAACCCAGGUGGAUUUCUUGCCCAGGGAGGUGGUUUCUUAUUCUAAAGAGACACAGACUCCUCUUGCAGCUCAUCAAUCUGAAGAAGAGGAAGAGGAGGAUGAAGAUAAUACAGAGCCCAAAGCAAGUCUGGAGUCUGACCAGAAAGAGGAUGAAAAGAGCACAGACGCUAAGGAAGGUAAGCAAGAAUGCCACCCGCGGGAGCUGACGGAGGAGGAAAAGCAGCAGGUCCUGCACUCCGAAGAGUUUGUGAUCUUUUUUGACCGCAGCAUUCGUGUGAUGGAGCGAGCUCUUGCUGAAGAAUCCAACAUCUUUUUUGACUACAGUGGCAGAGACCUUGACGAUAAAGAGGGAGACCUGCAGGGAGGGUCUAGUCUGUCCUUUAAUCGCCUGUUCUAUGAUGAGCGUUGGUCAAAGCAUCGAGUCAUCACCUGUAUGGACUGGUCCCCUCAGUACCCAGAACUGUUGGUGGCCUCCUAUAACAACAACGAGGAUGCCCCCCAUGAGCCAGAUGGUGUGGCCUUGGUGUGGAAUAUGAAAUUCAAAAAGAUGACACCAGAGUACAUCUACCACUGUCAGUCCCCUGUGGUGUCGGUGGGUUUUGCCCGCUUCCAUCCUAAUCUGCUGGUGGGUGGCACAUAUUCGGGACAGAUUGUGCUCUGGGACAACCGCAGCCACCGGAGGACCCCAGUCCAAAGAACGCCACUGUCUGCAGCAGCUCAUACUCAUCCAGUGUACUGUGUAAAUGUGGUGGGGACCCAGAAUGCCAAUAACUUGAUCACAGUGUCCACAGAUGGCAGAAUGUGUUCUUGGAGCUUGGACAUGCUUUCCCAACCACAGGAGAGCAUGGAACUGGUGUAUAAUAAGUCAAAACCAGUAGCUGUGACUGGGAUGGCUUUCCCCGCUGGAGACGUCAAUAAUUACGUGGUGGGCAGCGAAGAGGGAACUGUAUACACAGCAUCCAGGCAUGGGAGCAAAGCUGGUAUCUGUGAGAUGUUUGAGGGGCAUCAAGGACCGGUGACUGGCAUCAGCUGCCUCAGUGCUGUGGGCCCUGUCGACUUCUCCCAUCUGUUUCUCACCUCGUCUUUUGACUGGACUGUCAAGCUUUGGAGCACAAAGCAAAACAAACCACUGUACUCCUUUGAGGACAAUGCGGACUAUGUGUACGAUGUCAUGUGGUCUCCAGUGCAUCCCGCGCUAUUUGCCGCUGUGGAUGGAAUGGGCCGUCUCGAUCUGUGGAACCUUAACAAUGACACAGAGGUACCCACUGCCAGUGUCACAAUUGAGGGAGCUCCUGCUUUGAACAGGGUGCGCUGGGCCUCUGGAGGCAAGGAGGUGGCAGUGGGAGACUCAGAGGGUCGGGUCUGGAUCUAUGAUGUUGGAGAGCUGGCGUCUGCACACACUGAGGACUGGGCAUGUUUUGCCCGCACGCUGGUGGAGAUCCGCGCCAACAGGGCUGAUGGCGAGGAGGAGGGCGCUGUGGAAUUGGCAUCCUAGAAACCUAUCCUUAGGGUUACAAACCAACGCUGUCCUGCAGCUACAUUUUGCUCAACAUGUGCAUCAGUAUACUACUGUUUAUCUACAUUUGGUCCAAGGGUUUAUUUUAGAUGGUUCUGAUCAGAUACAGAAGAUACAAGGGUCAACCGAAACUCCUUGUUUUGUAUUUCAUUGUCUUUUUUAAUUUAGUUUUGCAGGGCCAAUCCAGAGAAAGAUGUUUGUCCUACUAGUGUGGUACCAAAACCAGUGUAACUUUCAUAAACUAAUUAGUCUUCUAAAGGUAGAUGUCAACGAAAUGGCAGUAAUUAAGACAGGCUGCAUUUCAAAGUACACCCUACCAUACUAAAAAUUAUAUCUAAUUGGAGCACAGCCAGCAAUAUAGCUAUAACGUAUAUAGCAUAUAAGAUGUGGAUUGAAAUGCAGCCAAAAAUACUUGCAUAUGCUGUAUAAACAAUGAUCACCCGUCAACCACACUUUGAAACACAUAUGAGUGUAAUGAAUCAAAUGCUAUGCCUAUUUCUAAAGUAGUUAUUUUAAAGAUUAAGGUUGUUAUUAAAGUUAGAAAUGCUUUGCUUGUGUUAUGGAUUACACUUAGCAAUGUGUUAAACAGGGUUGGCUUUUGGAAAAUCUGUGGUCUUAGUAGCACUUGUUCUCAUUGUUGUAUUGUAAAUCUGUUCGUUGUUCACUGCACAAUGUUUGCAAAGUCUUCUCCCAGAUGUAAUCUUGUUAAAGAUCAUGGCUGACCCUGUAAGACCAACUGUAAUUAAAUAACAGGCCAUUGUUAAACUAUUUAUCAAUAAAUGCUCACCUCCCAUCAUACAAAAAGCCAAGGCCUGGUAAAGGUAUUAGAUAAUGUAAACUGUUUAUAUGCUGCUGUAGGGGUUUUUAGUGAAGGCCAAAGAAGAUCUUUUGCCCCCUUUGAUAUUUACUAAGCUUGUGUGUGUGUGCGUGUGUAUGUAUUUUUAUGUAACUCCUGCAUGAAGUACAGUAAACACUAUAUAAGAGUUUUAUCUAUAUUGUGUUGACAGGAAGCUUAAUGCCAUGUGUGAGAUGUGCCCAGUGAUUUUAUGCACCAUUAUGCAUAAACUAAUAAAAUGCCACUUUUAUUUGCAAAA
Molecule: messenger RNA, 3235 nt
Organism: Trichomycterus rosablanca
Lineage: Eukaryota; Metazoa; Chordata; Actinopteri; Siluriformes; Trichomycteridae
Gene: dync1i1a
Product: cytoplasmic dynein 1 intermediate chain 1
Exons: 17
Coding region: 222-2120 (632 amino acids)
Biological process (GO): transport along microtubule
Cellular component (GO): cytoplasmic dynein complex
Molecular function (GO): dynein heavy chain binding; dynein light chain binding
Source: RefSeq, a predicted model, not a curated record